This is a messenger RNA of Colletes gigas, 813 nucleotides long. Its product is annotated as transmembrane protein 230. The record is from RefSeq and is a predicted model, not a curated record. Lineage: Eukaryota; Metazoa; Arthropoda; Insecta; Hymenoptera; Colletidae. The transcript is spliced from 4 exons. Bases 217 to 570 code for a protein of 117 amino acids. Gene Ontology annotation, cellular component: endomembrane system.
CCGCCGACGAGAAGCGUGACCGAUAGUCUCGAUGUUAAAGUCGCCUGUGCCAACGGUGUGUGCGAGACACGGCCACGUAUAAUAUGUGGGCAAAGAUAUAGUGAAGUCGUAGAUCGAGUGAACCGCGGUGUAAGAGUGCACACAAGUGGAGAAAAUAGGCCAAAAAAGGGAAGAAGAACGAUCGACGAGACCGAGGAUUAUAUCCACAAAGUGAGUAUGUCCAGGAGGAAACUUGGCGGCAACAGACAAUUUGACAACGUGGAUUAUACACAGCUUACGGAAACCGACAAUGGUUUUGUUGAUUCUCAGUUUGUGAAUCCACCUGUAAAAAUACCAUGGAAGGCCAUUACAUUAGCAGCUCUCCUGUUUGUUGGAGGUACCAUCAUGCUCAUUAUGGGUAGCCUGAUUGUGAGUGGACACAUUGAUUCCAAAUAUUCUGACCGUAUGUGGCCAGUUAUUAGUUUAGGAAUUUUAAUGUUCAUACCAGGAGCUUACCAUAUGAGGGUAGCCAUUUUAGCAUACCAAAAAGUGCCAGGGUAUUCUUUCGACGAUAUACCGGAAUUCGAUUAAUCGCGCAUUACUUUUUUUUUUACUAAAACUAGCUAGAAAUUCGAACUUUUUACUAGAAUCGUAAUUAUCUAACAAUACACUAAAUUGUCCAUGUCUAUUUUUACGGUCACGUACAAUUUUCCGAAAAUUCAAUUAUGAUAUUUGAAAGAUGUUUGCCUUGAAGGAGCUCUGUAUAUUAUUUCUGUAUAUAGUUGAAGCUACAAGUACUUAAAACUAUUAUUAUUAAAUGAAUUUGUUACAACA